GUUAUCGCGUUUGUGCAGGCGAAGGUCGAGCCAAGAAUAAUUUGACGGAACCGUCACCGCCGCCGCCGUCACCACCGCAGGAUUUUCCGAUCUGGGGCUCCAAAGCCAAAGUGCGUGCCAUUCGAGUGGUCGCUCGGAAGUGGAAGUGGCUCCUCACGAUUAGCGCAAGUUGUGGUUGCCUCAGUCUUGGGGAGGCCCUUCGCAAAGGCCCUCCAGUACCACCCAGCCCCGAGUUUGUAUUUGUUCGGCUUCACCGUUUGAGGCCCAGUCUGCUCCGGAGACCCGGUGACAUCGUCGGGAGCCCGUCGGGAGCAGCCCAAUUGUGGUCCGGGUUAGCGGCCGGCCAUUUUGAAUCGGCCGAAACCUGUGCUCAAGUGAACGCAUCCUUUCGUCUGUGCUGACGUAGUGCUUCUCCGGUGCGGGUCUGCGCAAAGGAGGAACCCCAGCUGACCGGUUCAAGCUGGGUAACUGCAUCGAAAGUGUUGCCGUGAUCCAGUCCAAGUUUGCCAAGCGCAGCCAGACGAUGACCACGGUGCUGUACUAUCUGCCGCCGUCGCCACCCUGCCGGUCGGUGCUGCUGCUGGCGAAGAUGAUCGGGGUCGAGCUGGAGCUGAAGGUCCUGAACGUCCUGGAAGGCGAGCAGCUGAAGCCCGACUUCGUGGAACUCAACCCGCAGCACUGCAUCCCGACGCUGGACGAUCACGGCCUGGUGCUGUGGGAAAGCCGAGUUAUUCUAACGUAUCUGGUGUCGGUCUACGGAAAGGAUGAAAGUCUGUACCCGAAGGACUUCCGGUCCCGGGCGAUUGUCGAUCAACGGCUGCACUUCGACCUGGGCACUCUCUACCAGCGUGUUGUGGAUUACUACUUUCCCACCAUCCAGCUCGGUGCGUUACUGGACCAAACGAAAAAGGCGAAACUGGCCGAGGCUCUCGGGUGGUUCGACGCAAUGCUCAAGCAGUUCCAGUGGUCGGCGGCAAACCACUUCACGAUAGCAGACAUCGCCCUCGCCGUGACGGUGUCCCAGAUCGAGGCGUUUCAGUUCGAUCUGCAUCCGUACCCGCGCGUCCGUGCCUGGCUGCAGAAGUGCAAGGACGAACUGGAGGCGCACGGUUACGAGGAGAUCAAUCAGGCCGGUGCCAACACGCUGGCCGGACUGUUUCGGUCCAAGCUGAAGCAGUAGGCGUCCGGCGACCUGUAGCUUUCCUAACUUAUUUUUUGAGCUUGUAAUCCACUGAGGCCAGCCAAGCGCCAAUAAACAUUA
Anopheles cruzii is the source of this 1261-nucleotide messenger RNA. It is a transcript of the gene GstD11, whose product is annotated as glutathione S-transferase D7. The transcript has 4 exons. Lineage: Eukaryota; Metazoa; Arthropoda; Insecta; Diptera; Culicidae. Bases 524 to 1180 code for a protein of 218 amino acids. Gene Ontology annotation, biological process: glutathione metabolic process. The record is from RefSeq and is a predicted model, not a curated record. Gene Ontology annotation, molecular function: glutathione transferase activity.